AUGUCCAAAGCCAAUGGCUCUGGCAAUACCAAUGGCCACAAAAGAUCAACCACGAUGACAGUUCCCGCGUCAACACCACCCGACAUUUACAACGCCAACUCCGUCUCCGAAAUCAAAGCGACCCUGUUACAUCUCCACGACCAAGAGGCCGCUGUCACAGCCCGACUCGAUGCCCUCGUAGCUUCGCAAAAAGAUUUCUCGCGAGAACUCGGACGACUGGAUCUACUCCGUGCACAUUUGGGCUCGCAGGUAAACACUGCUCGAAAUAUCAGUCAUGGCAUGUUAUCCCCCGCCGCAGCAACGGCCGAGCGCAUCUCAGGCGCCGUACGUCGACUAGACUUGGAACAGGCACGAGUGAAAGCGACACUGGAAGUAGUCGAGCAAGUUGCCGAAUUAAAAGCAUGUGUGUUAGGCGUCAAUGGUUCAAUGGAAGGACCACAGGACUGGGAGAUGGCAGCUAGUUAUCUGAAUCGCGCAUCUAAGAUUCCGCCGGAGGUUGUCAAGGGGGCGUUUGCGGCACAGAUUGUUCCGACUGCUGAAGUCCCGGAUCCACCAAGCGUGACUUUACACAAUGCCGCAGAGUCUCUGUGUGGGUUGUUCCUGAGGGAAUUUGAUAAAGCGGUCAAGGAGAAUAAUGGGGCUAAAAUUACUCGGUUCUUCAAAUUGUUUCCUCUCAUCGGUCGGUCUGAAGUAGGCUUGGAUGUCUAUGGGAGAUACGUCUGUCAAGGUGUGGCAUCACGAGCUCGAGCAAAUCUCAACGCUGGUCCUGGUGGCUCGCAAGUGAAAGAUGGGUAUUUCUAUGCGAGUGCGCUUACAAAACUCUUUGAGCAUAUUGCUCAGAUUAUUGACGGACAUGGUGCGCUGGUUGAACGGCAUUACGGUUCUGGUAAGAUGACUCGCGUCAUUGAAAGGUUACAGGUGGAAGCCGAUGUCCAGGGUGGUAUUAUCAUCGAUACGUGGAGUGACGAGAGAAACGUGGAUCGAAAGCUGACCGAUAUAAAAUCUUAUGCAUUUACCUUCUUGGUACAAAGCUUUUUACCGGCCCAGCGAGCAACAGGGACACCGCGAACAGGGUCUCCUGCCACCAGGGACGGACUUCAGGAAGGUGAAGAUGAAGGUGUGGAUAUGAAAGAAAUUGAUGCUAUACUUAAUGAACUAGGAGUGAUGCUUGAAAGAUGGUCGCUCUACUGUCGAUUUGUCGGCGACAGUUGUAGGCCAGUCGAAGAAAACGGCAAUGCGGAGGCGCCUUUAGAGCUCCCUGAAUUUCUGGUAGAGUCUACUCUUUCCAAGAAGAUAAGAGACCGAAUGAUUGGCCCUUUUAACGCCAUGACUACAUUCUUCCUACGACGCUCUGUCGAGAAAGCAUUCCAACUGGACGAGCAGCCUACUGGCUUGACGCUAAGUUUACAACGACCACUCGCCUCGGAGCCGCCUCAUAUCACCUCGGCUGUUGACGACAUCAUGUAUAUUGUCAACAAGGUCCUUCGACAAUCUAUUGCAACAUCCCAAGAACAAGUCGUGACGAAUGUGGUACCUACGUUGUCGAGAGUGCUUGGAGCAGAUUUUAUCGGUAUGAUUCAACGCAAAAUGCGUGACGAAUGUUACCCCCGACCCCCAGUACAAGGUGCCCAGCCUGCAGAGCAGACUGUGAUAUCGUUUUUGGUGUUGAUCAAUAAUCUGGAUAUUGCAGUUGACUAUAUUCGGAGGAUAGUACGGGGCCAGGUUGAAAGCAAGCCGGCCGAUGGAAAUCCAGAGAACGGUAAAACUGUCACCGAGGAUGUCGGUAAUGGAUUAGCAGCAAUGUAUCCUCUUGGAGACGACGCAUUAAUCGUCGCGCAGACACUGCAAUCGCUGUCAACAUCGUUCGAGUCCAAAGCCAAUGACUUGAUAUCCGAUGGUAUCCAAGUCGUGUUCAAUAACGUGAUCAAGGCACGCCUCCGACCCAUCUUGGCGGAAUCAUUCCGCGAUAUCGAGUAUCAGCCGCGAGACCACAACGACCCGACAACCAGCACAUAUCAAACCUACGAAGUCGACGAGGACGAAGAAGACGAAGAACUCCGUCGGGCAGAAAUGGUCCGGCCGCGAUUCGCAGCAGCAUGGAAAGAAUUGGUGUCUCCUAUUUCACGGAUUCUGACCCCCACGGCAUUUGAUCGUUUGUUAUCGAUUACGGUGACAUAUUUGGCGCGAUUACUAGAGAAGAGAUUAUGGUCUUAUCAUGGACGAGUCAAUGGGCUUGGCGCGAUUCGGCUGGAACGCGAUGUAUCGGGUAUUGUGAAUGCGGUGGUGGAAGUUGGCAGUAGCCAUGGUGCUCCGGCGCGAUAUCGACAUCGGGAGACAUUCGCGCGUUGUGUACAGAUUACAAUGAUUAUGGCAAUGGAUGAGGACGAGUGGGAUGAUGUGGUCGCGGGUGGCGAGACGGCUGAUGUGGUGGACAGAUUAAGUGUAGAGGAGCGGGCAAGGGCACGAUCUAUGAUGCGUAACUGAGUUACACAGACGUAUAUAUACUGAGGACGUGGAAAUAAGUCAAAUAUGGACGUCCAUAGCUAUUCGAAUCUCGAGUCGUCUGCAUGAUGGACAAGUGUCGCGUGACAGUGACACUAAUAUCCCGAACCAUCCAGAUGGUCGUCCAGAUGGUCCGGACCAGUGUGGAUUAGCGGACACAUGGCAGCAUGGCUCUUACUAUGUACAUUGAUGGAAA
Molecule: messenger RNA, 2698 nt
Organism: Talaromyces stipitatus ATCC 10500
Lineage: Eukaryota; Fungi; Ascomycota; Eurotiomycetes; Eurotiales; Trichocomaceae
Exons: 2
Coding region: 1-2484 (827 amino acids)
Source: RefSeq, a predicted model, not a curated record